Messenger RNA from Gilbertella persicaria, 2256 nucleotides. RefSeq names its product WD40-repeat-containing domain protein. Bases 357 to 2051 code for a protein of 564 amino acids. The record is from RefSeq and is a predicted model, not a curated record. The transcript is spliced from 8 exons. Lineage: Eukaryota; Fungi; Mucoromycota; Mucoromycetes; Mucorales; Choanephoraceae. Gene Ontology annotation, molecular function: protein binding.
CUUUUCUUUUCUUUUUUCUUUCUAGAUGAGUAUAGAGAGCACUCUUGUCAAGAAUAUGUACACUAUAAAAGAACAUUCAAGUCAACCAGAGGGCAUAUUUUGUAAGAUAGCACAUCACUCGUCAAGUACUCAUAGUGUUUUGUUUUAUAGUAGAGAAUGAACCUCUUACUGAAUCUAUUCCAGAAACAUUAUAUGAAAACAAAGGUAUGAAGUACGUUUACUAACCACGGCUAAUUUAUAAAAGAAUAGAUUUAAUAAAUAUAUUUGAGCAGCAUACAAAAGAAAUUGAGCAAGAGCAUGUUACAGAAAGUCUAGAUGAGAAAUCGGGAAAACAUAAAAAGAGAUUCUUUGAAAGAAUGAGGCUACAUAAAAACAAAACAACAGAAGGACAUGUUACUGAAGAAGAAGAGGACGAGGAAGACGAUGACGAUGAUGAAGAAGUAGACGAGGAAAGCUCUUGCUCGAUCACUUCUUUUGAAGAAGCCAUUGUACCUCAAAUAAGCAUCUCAACUCCAAAUUUAGUUCCCAACAUUCAACUGAAUGCAAAGCAUAUCAAAACCAAAAAAAAGCAAAAAAAUAGAGAUUUUUCUCGAUUAGUUUUGGCUCAAACCAUUGCUACUUGCUCCAGCACAGAGACAAAUCAUCGGUCAAUGUCAUCUGAUUCAAUGGCUGAGCCAAGUCCAAAUCAUCCAUACGGUGCUAUUUGGGCAUUAAGAUUCAGUAAAGAUGGACGCAACUUGGCUUCAGCAGGCCAGAGUUGUGUUAUUCAUUUAUGGAAAUUAUAUGAUCAAGUAGAUGAAAAUCUUGAAUGCUCUACCAUCAAAGUCUUGGAUGAAGCCCAUCAUAUGGAAUAUGCAGGACACAAGGCAGAUAUUCUUGAACUUGCAUGGUCAAAGAACAAUUUUCUGCUGUCUGGUUCUAUGGACCAUACUGUAAGAUUAUGGCAUUCGACUCAAAAAGACUGCUUGUGUGUAUUUCAACAUCCCAACGUUGUUACUUCAGUUGAGUUUCAUCCCAAGGAUGAUCGAUUUUUUGUGUCGGGUUGCAUGGAUAGCCGUAUCAGAAUAUGGAGUAUACCUGAAAAGAGAGUAGCAUUUUGGAAUGAAGUACCCGGAAACAAAUGCAUUACAGCUGUAGCAUUUACACUAGAUGGCAAGACAGUGAUUGCUGGUACAAGCGAUGGUCAUUGCUACUUUUACGAUACGCAAAGUCUAAAAUACAUUACUCAAAUCUCCAUCGCUUCCAAGAAGGGCCCCAAAAUUACAGGUAUAGAAAUCAUGCCUGCUAUGUCUUCUGGAGAAGAAAAAAUUCUGGUGACAAGUAAUGAUUCAAAAGUACGAUUGUACAACAUGAAAGACAAGAGUUUGAUGCUCAAGUACAAGGGAGCAGAGAAUAAUUCAUUGCAAAUCAAAGCAACAUUUAGUGACGAUGGACGGUAUAUUAUUAGUGGCUCAGAGAAUUGCCAUGCAUAUAUUUGGCGUACAGAACAAUCAGAGGGAUCAUCACCACUACACCAGCUUCAAGACGCAAGAAAUAAAGCUAUUUCUGCACUAGGCCAUGUAGACGAGGCUACAUUAAGCUUUCGUGGUUUUGAAAGUCAUUCACCCACUCACCAACAAAAGAAUGGCAUUUCAAAAUGGCUAAAAAGAAAAGAAAACACCACGAAUGAUAAAACACGUAGUCAGCCUGAAUUCUUUGAAGCACAUGAUUAUAUUGUAACAACUGCUAUCUUUGCUCCUACAAAAACCAGACAAUAUAUUGCUAAAUCAAAGCAAGACAUCAUAUACAAUCAAUUAAGCCUUCGAAGACUCUCAACAACAAGCAGUAGCAGCCAAACGUCUAAUACUGAAGAAAAUGCUGAAGGUCAUAUUCUUGUUACUGCUGAUUUUAGAGGCUUGAUAAAAGUUUGGCGUAUAGACCCAAGCUAUUCAACCGAUACCCAACCUUUGGACAACACAAGCCCUUCUUCAACUCGGUCUGCCGUGACUACACCUUCACCUAGAAGAAGAAAUUUAGGAUUGUUCACUCAUUCACGUUACCCAAAACAAUAAAGAUUCCAUUUCAUAGCAAAACAAAACCGCAUGUUUUAGUUUUAUAACGAGGUAGAUAUUGUCUUGAUUGUCUCAAGUAUUUGUGUCAUUAUAAAUUAUUUGAACGACACAAUAUGGCUCUCUCUCCCUCCUUUACAAUGUUGUGGCAAUAUUAUUUUUUUUUUAAAAAAAAAAGACUUUGCAUAACAGUGAGAUUAUAAUUUCA